GAUGACGCCCUUUGUCAGACUCGCACUAUUAAGAUGGCGCUGCGGCCGGGAGCUGGGGGAGGUGGCAGCUUUAUGUACCCAGUUGGAGGAGGCCUGGGGCCUCCGCAAGGCAUGAUGCCCAUGCAGCCACAGCAGCAGCAAGGAUUCCCCAUGGUACCAGUCAUGCAACCCAACAUGCAGGGGAUAAUGGGAAUGAAUUUUGGUGCCCAGAUGCCUCCAGGUGCAAUGCCGAUGCAGGGAGGGAUGCCCAUGGCGAUGCAGGGGCCAGCAAUGCCAUUUAUGGGACAGCCUCAGUUCAUGGGCAUUCGUCCACCGGGGCCCCAGUAUGCCGUUGACAUGCAGAAGCAGAUGGCUGAGGAGCAUCAGAAGCGACUAGAGCAGCAACAGCGCAUGCUGGAGGAGGACCGCAAAAGGAGGCAAUUUGAGGAACAGAAACAGAAAUUGCGUCUCUUGAGCAGUGUCAAGCCUAAGACUGGAGAAAAGAGUAGGGAUGAUGCACUGGAGGCCAUCAAAGGAAAUCUGGAUGGCUUUAGCAGGGAUGCAAAGAUGCACCCCACACCCUCCUCGCACCCCAAGAAACCAGACUCAUCGCCAUCCCACCCUUCUGUCACCCCCUCUCACUCCCUCCCCCCCACUCUCCCAGAGGAGGAGGAUGAGUUCAGUGACUUUGUGCAGGGCCCUGUUGAAGCCCCCCCUUCAUCAUUCCCACUCCCAUCUUCUCUGCCCACCACUCAGCCCUCAUCACCCUCCCUCUGCCUCCCCCAGCCUCUUCCUCAGUCUGUGCCAAUCCCUUCGGUCGUCUGCCACUCUACUGUUACCUCCAGCUCCCAAUCUGCAUUCAAAGGCCCCUCUCUGGAAGAGAAGCUCUUCUCCUCCUGUGAUCUUACUGCCGAAAAGCAGGCACAGCUUAGUUUUCAGUCCUGCCUGCCCCUGGCUAAGUUGGUCCCCCGGGAUCAGGUGGUGGCCCAGUUUCAGCCCAGCGCCAGGGCUCGGAACUGGGCCUCCACUCCGGAGGACUUGAGCGACGCUUUCACUACAGGACCACUGGCCACCCCGGGCUCCCCACCAGGGGCUGAAAGCAGUGGUGUCGGUGUCUUCCCACCACAGGAGCACAUGCAGCCCAUGAUGCCUACCUGGCUGUACAAUGACAGCCUUGUGCCAGAGUUGUACAAGAAGGUUCUGGAAUUCACCAUGACUCCAGCGGGUAUCGACACAGCCAAGCUGUACCCCAUUCUCAUGUCAUCGGGAUUGCCUCGGGAAGCACUGGGGCAGAUCUGGGCCUCAGCCAACCGCACCACACCAGGCAAGCUGACCAAAGAGGAGCUCUACACUGUGCUGGCCAUGAUUGGAGCAACGCAGAGUGGACUUCCUGCAAUGAGCCUCGACAUCCUGAGCCAGUUUCCCUCCCCACCUGUGCCCAGCCUGCCUGCCAUGGCUAUGGCUGUGGCCACUGUCCUGCCUCAGCACCCAGCACCCAUGAUGGCUCAGCCACCUGUCUCCAUUGCUGUCCCCACAGCAGUGCCUGCUGCAAUGGGUGUGUCCCCGGGCACCAGUGCACAACCGCCUGCAGGCUUUGUCGCCAACUUUCCACCUGUACAGGGUACUAAACCUGAUGAUGAUGAUUUCCAGGACUUCCAGGAGGCACCCAAAGCAGGCACAGCAGAGGAAGCUUUCACUGACUUCCAGGGAGAGUCAGGGUCCACUUUUCCCCCGGCCACCCAGAACAGUGGUCCUACCCUGCUUACACCAGUGUCUGGGUCAUCCACAUCGUCAUCCUCUGACAAGUAUGCUGUGUUUAAGCAGCUGUCUGUGGAGCAGCCUGCCGAAGUAGCUCCUCCUGCAUCAGACUUUGGAGAUAAAUACAGCGUGUUCAGGCAGCUUGAGCAGCCGGUGGAUCGGAAGCCAGUUGGUGAAGGAUUUGCUGAUUUCAAGUGUACCAGUGCUGAUGAUGGAUUCACAGACUUUAAAACCGCAGACAGCAUUUCCCCACUAGACCCCCCUGACCAGACCAAGGUUUUCCAGCCACCGUUUCCCCCUGCUUUUGCCAAAUCUCAGUCUAUACAACCACAGCUCCCAGUCUCCCUCUCACAGCCCAGGAACCCCCUCAAUAUGGCUGAUCUGGAUCUGUUCUCCUCCUUGACUCCUUCUGCCCCCCCAGUGGAUGCCAAGCUCUCCUCGUUUCCACUGGUGACCCCAUCUGUUGGAGCAAAGCCACCUGGGGGUGCGGCAGAGGAUUUUGGUGACUUUGCACUCUUUGGCUCUUCUUCCUCAUCAACAGCAGUGGCUCCCAGUUCAGGGGUCCAGGAUGACUUUGCAGAUUUCAUGGCAUUUGGGGGUUCGGGGGAGCCCAAGAAUGAGGCCAGGUCAGGUGAGGGCAGUAGUGGCGGGCUGGUGGAGGAGCCACUGUUGCGGCAGCAGCAACAGCAUACAUCUGACAAGUAUGAUGUAUUCAAGCAGCUUUCAUUGGAAGGUGGCCUGGGCUAUGACGAUGCCAAGGAGAGUGGUGGUGGCUCUUUCUCCUCACUUAGGAGUGACACUGAUGACUUUGCGGACUUUCAGUCCUCUAAGUUCUGCACAGCACUCGGUGCCUCUGAGAAAAGCCUGGUGGACAAGGUUGCUGCCUUCAGGCAGGCCAAGGAAGACUCAUCUUCUGUGAAGUCACUGGACCUCCCAUCCAUCGGGGGCAGCAGUGCAGGCAAGGAAGACUCCGAGGAUGCACUUUCCGUGCAGCUGGACAUGAAGCUUUCGGACGUGGGUGGGGACCUGAAGCAUGUGAUGUCGGACAGCUCCCUGGACUUGCCGGGGCUGUCCUCCCACCAGCCUCCUGCUGCAGAGACAGACGACUCGAGAUUUGACCCAUUCGGUACCCUUGCAGUUGGAAGCUCAACCAGCUAUGAUUGGCCACACAAGGAAGAUUCCUCAGUCAUUCAGGGCAAGAAGGCGCUGCCAGGUUCCCUGGGCCCGGACAGCUGUUCCCUGCCAUCCUCUGUCGUCGUGCACCGGAAGGAGACCUCUUUUGGGAGCUCAGAAAACAUCACCCACACUACCCUUGCCAAGGUUACCACUUUCCCAACUGAGGCUUUUACUGACUUUGGGUCCCGGGAGCAAGGGCCCGCUGAUGAGGAGGACGACUUUGGGGACUUUGCCAGUACUGUCUCGGAGAAAUCGGAUUCCCCUGCUGCCUCGGCGGAACUGGGCUCGGAUGGUGCCCAGAGCGAGCCAGCUGAUGAGUUUGGUGCCUUCCAGGGGGACAAACCUAAAUUUGGAAAGUCUGACUUCCUCAAGGCCAGCUCCCAGGCCAAGGUCAAGUCUAGUGAAGAGAUGAUCCAGAGUGAGCUGGCCACUUUUGACCUUUCUGUGCAAGGCUCACAUAAACGCAGCCACAGCUUAGGGGAGAAGGAGAUAGGCCGUUCCAGCCUGCCUCCAGCCCCUGAACCACCUUUUCGGGACCGCUCCAGCACACUGAGCGAGAAGCCUGCACUGCCCAUCAUCCGGGACAAGUACAAAGACCUGACUGGGGAGGUGGAGGAGAGCGAGCGCUACGCAUAUGAGUGGCAGAGGUGCCUGGAGAGUGCAUUGCAGGUGAUCAGCAAAGCAAAUGAUACCUUGAAUGGUAUCAGCAGCUCAGCUGUGUGCACAGAGGUGAUCCAGUCUGCCCAGGGCAUGGAGUACUUGCUGGGUGUGGUGGAGGUGUACCGAGUGACAAGGCGGGUAGAGCUGGGCAUCAAGGCAACAGCAGUGUGCUCAGAGAAGCUUCAGCAGCUGUUGAAGGACAUCAGCCGUGUAUGGAACAACCUGAUGGGCUUCAUGUCUCUAUCCAACCUGACAGUGUGUAUCCCUCUGCAGCCAGACGAGAGUUCGCUGGACUUCUCCUCCUGCAUCCUGAGGCACGGCAUCCGGAAUGCCAAGGAACUUGCGUGCGGUGUAUGCCUGCUGAAUGUAGAAUCGCGCAGCAAGAAAACAGAAGAAAAGACAUUUGGACGUCUCUUUAAAAGAGCACUGACCAAAGACAGUGACAAGAAGUUGAGGGCCUUCAACUCAGAGACGGAUAACUUCAAGCUGCUCUACGGGGGCCACCAGUACCAUGCUAGCUGUGCUAACUUCUGGAUCAACUGCGUGGAACCCAAACCGCCAGGUCUCAUCCUGCCUGACCUGCUGUGAGCUGUAUCCCCACCACCACCACCCUCCCACACGCUGCCAUAGCAACAAACACACGGCUGUCAACACUGGAGAGGUUCUAACCCUGCACAUGGAGGCUGGGCUUGGCCUGUAAGCAAAUGCCAGGACUGUGGCAUCCACUCUGAAUAGCUACUGAAGGAAGAGAAUGUGUUUAAAAGAGCCCCCCGAUUUACUUCCCACACCCUUGGUUUCUUGAACUAAUGCCGUGUAUAGGAGUAAUUCCACUGAUGUGUUUUUGUAAAAGGUCUUACAGAAGCUGCUCUGUGUAUUGUGGUAUAAUAUUAUACUGUCUAAAUGGUGUAAUUGUACCUUUUCCUCCAUCUUUAAACAUGUCAAGAUGAACUGGUCAAACCUUUUAAGGAGUAUUUAUUUGUGUUAGCUGGUGGGAAAAGGGUUUUAUUUUCGUGUUGUUAUUCAGCUCGUGUGCAGAGGCGCAAAUGAGUUCAGAUAAUUUUGUAGGUACACAAACAGCAGGGGGACUAGGAGGGCGCACCGCUUUGUGUGCUCAGUAAAACAUUGUGUCUCGGUUCUCUUUUUAAGGGAAGGUGAAAAAUUUUAGUGCUGUGGUAUCACACUGCUGCAGUGUAACCUAUUGGGUAUUUGGGUGUUGAACACACUAGCAUAUGGCUGUAAGAGAUUUUAAUUAAUUUUUAAAUACGGUUGUUGAACAGAGCUUCGGUUCUGUUUUUCAAGGCAGUGACAUUUGCUCAUUUGAAUGCAGUGUUGAAUUUGAAUGUCUUGAAAUAUUUUGGUAUAGAUUCUUUGUGAUAACCAUGUCUGCUGUGUUGUUGAGAUGGUAUCCAUGGAAUUCGAUAGGCACUCAUCUUUUUUGACAGAUUUUGGCAAGGACUUGUACAUAUUCGUGUUCGCUAUUUGAUUAGCAUCAGCUGUGAAUAGGACCCGCAAUUUCUGCAGCACUUUGAAUGUGGAUUAGCUAAGCAUUGUAAAUGGUUAUUAAUAAAAGUAAUGUGGAGUGAUGAUAUACAUAUAAUCAAUAAA
Molecule: messenger RNA, 5178 nt
Organism: Scleropages formosus (Asian bonytongue)
Lineage: Eukaryota; Metazoa; Chordata; Actinopteri; Osteoglossiformes; Osteoglossidae
Gene: synrg
Product: synergin, gamma
Exons: 24
Coding region: 34-4161 (1375 amino acids)
Cellular component (GO): clathrin coat of trans-Golgi network vesicle
Molecular function (GO): protein binding
Source: RefSeq, a predicted model, not a curated record